UACAUAAAAGGAGGAUAAUCAAGCUUGAGAUUAAGUCAAGUGGUGCGUUAAUAAGGUCACUUGGCACUUAUUUGAAUUUGAGGUAAGAAAUUGUUUAAAUUAUUAUAAUAAGAAAAGUUAUAUCUAUAUAUUAGUAAAAGGAAGAUAAUCAAGCUUGAGAUUAAGCCAAGUGGUGCGUUAAAAAGGUCAACACUUGACACUUUUUAAGAUAAUGUUAUAAAGAAAAAUAAGGAACAAAAAAGUUAUUCAAUAAUUUGUUUCUUCAAUUUCAUAUAUUGAUAUACUAUUACAUUAAGAAAUAAGAUAAUUUGGAAUUUUGAUAAAGUAACGUGAUAUGCUCAAACAAGACAUAUCAUAAUUUAACACGAUUAAUAUAUGUAAUAUGGUCCGCAGAUUGCUCGGGUUCUAAUACCACUGCUUGUUAAAAUAUGAGGAGUUUAUCUUGUACAAUAAUUUCCUAGAAUGAUACAUAAGCUUUUACAUUGUUUCCAAAUUUAACACUUUGUUUCUCCCAUGCUAUAUUACACUUCUUUAAUGAGACAAAUCUUUUCUUUCAAUUUUUUCUAAAUCAAUUUAAGAUUGUUUUGUAUUUUGGCAAAAUACUAAAAACUUCCUUAAAUUUGGUACGUUUUAUCCCGUGCAGACCUAAACUUAUUGUUGUCUUCAUUAGUCUCUUUGUUAUCAUUUAUCUUCUUGACGAGUCUUAGGUUCAGAUCCACGCCUUCGUGUGGCAUUUUUUUUGGAAUAUAAUAUAUUUUUUUUUGCCUUUUUAAAUUUUAAGCCAAAUUUUUUAAAAACAUGUUGGAACUCCAGUGUUUAGGCUAAAUCUUUUCAUUUUACUAGAAGUAAUGGAAUUUCAACCAGCUUUUUUACAUGCUUGGCCCGAAAAAAGAAAAAUACAAUAUUAAUAUAAAUUGAGUCUAAAGAGGAAAUAAAAAUAUACAUAGUUGGAACUCUACUACCUUGGAUAAUUUUUUUUAUUUGGAGAAAUCUAAUGAGAUUUCAGCCAAUUUCUUUUUUCUUACAGAUUUAGGCCCAAAAAAAAUAUACAAUCAGAAUAUACAGUCAUUCAAUGAAUUUGUGAAUGAAGUAGUGAAUCAUUUGCAUGUGUAGAUGGAAUGGAAGGUGACUAUCUAUAUAUAUAUAUAUAUAAAACUCCAUUAUUCCGGCUAUAUAUUUUUAUAAUCGGCUGAAAAUAAUGGAGUUGCAACCACAUUUUCUGUGUAUACAUAUUUUGCCCAAAAAAGAAAAAAUACACAGUUAAAAUAGAUAGUCAUUGCAUCUAUAAAAAAACAAAAUGAAAUGUGCAGUUGUAACUCCAUUAUUUUGGCAAAAUUUUUUGGUUUGGCUAAAAUAAUGGAGUUCUAACCACGUUUUUUUUUUGCUAUAGAUUAGUUCCAAAAAAGAAAAAAGAGGAAAUUUCCGAAAUGUACAAUUCGCUGACUUACAUUGCAAAAAUAUGGCCCAAAAACACUUUUAUACAAUGUUAUACACUUAGGGGUCGUUUGGUAGCUAGUAAAAUGACACUUUAUUCAUGUAUUAAAAUUCUGCAUAGCUUAUACCAUGUUUGGUAGCUAGUAAAGAAACACCUUAUCCAUGUAUUAAUUUCUGCACAGUUAUACCGCAUUUGAUAGCUAGUUAGGAAGUAAGUCAUUCAUGUAUAAAUUAAUACGACGUUUGGUUUGUAAUUUAGAAACUCGCAUAACUAAUACAUGUAUGAGUUGUGAGGGAAUCUAUGUAUCAUUUUAUGCGGGGUAGAAGAUGGAAUAACUAAUGCACGAAUAAAAAGUUGAAAUGACAAGAUUACCCUUAUCACUCCCCCACCUAAAUACUUUCCUUUUCUAAACAAAUUAUAUAAUUUUCUAAUAUAAUAUCUUACAAUAAUAAUUUAAUAGUUUGUAAAAAUAUAUAAUAUUUUAAUUUUAAUUGUAAAAAAAAAUAAAUUAAAAGGUAUAUAAAUUUAUUAACUUUUAAUAUAACUAACCAAUAUCCAAAGAAAUAAUUUAUGCACAACUAAACCCAGCAUAAGUAAACCCCUGCAUAACUAAUACCUGCAUAACUAAUACAUACAUAACUAAUACAUAUAUAACUAAUACCUGCAUUGCAUUAUUAAUACCUGCAUAACUAAUAUCUACAUUACUAAUACUCACAUUCCUACAUAAUUCUGACCAGCUACCAAACGACCUCUUAUAUAUAAAAGACAAGUACAUUAUAUAUAUAGGUGUAUGAAAGUGUAUAAUGUGACACCAAAUGAUAUAAUUAUACAAUAUUAUACACAAAAAUACGCACUUAUACACAUUUAUACACAAUUAUAUAAUAUCGUAUAAGUGGCUAUAAACAUAGAUAUGGACAGGUUUUGAAUAAGAAUUGCAUUUUUAUACAAGACAAAUACAUUAUGUAUAUAGGUGUAUAAAAAUGUAUAAUAGUGUAUAAGAGGGGUGUAUACACCCAUAUACACUAUUAUAUGCUCACUACAGCUGCACCUACCAGUUUCUCCACCUCCGAUGAAUUCCCCACCGCCACCGCCACCGCCACCGCCAAUACGGAUCUUUCUUCCAUCACAAUAACUGAAAUUGCAGACAUUUGACCCAUCUCUAAGUCGGAUCUCUAGGAAGGAACUCGCUGACGCGACCCGAGAUUUCUCGCCGGAACUCAUCAUCGGCGAGAGGUUUCAUGAUGGUGUACAAAGUGAAGCUCAACUCCGGCAUCUCGUCGCCGUUGAAAAGCUCUCCGCCGAUGCUUUCCAAGGGUUUAGGGAGUUUCGGGCCGAGAUGGAAACCUUAACGCGGCACAGAGAGAGAGAGAGAGAGAGAGAGAGAGAGGAGGAGGAGGUUGGGUCAUUUUUCGUAAGAUUUAAAAUAGUGGGUCAAUUUUGGUAGCAUUUUUACCCUAAUUAACAUACAACGUAAUUAAGUCAAGAAAAAAUACACAAUUGAAAUAAAUAGCCAUUACAUCUAAAGAAGAAAUGAAAAAAAAUACAAAUUUUGGUCAAAAUACAACAACAAUAAACCCUGCAUUGUAUAUUAAGAAGAAGGAAGAAGAAAUAUUGAGAAAUAUCUUGGAAGCCAAUUUUCGAUUUUUCUUUCACAUUCACACACCUAGAAAAGUAUAUCCACGCUACAUCAACUUCCAAGGGGUAAAUGAUAACGCAAAUAGUUAAGUAUGAGGGAUAAUUAAGAUGACGCAACUUUUAAGUGUGCACCAAAUAAAACAGGUCAAGUUUAAGGCGUUUUAGGUAUUCUACCUUUUAGUUAUAGUUACACUUUUAUUUAGUAACUGAACAUUAAAUUUGAUAUAAAAAUAAAAUAAAGCAAUUUCUGAUUUCACACCAAAUAUUGUGUUGACUGUCAUAGUCCAAAUGUCAUUACUCAUUUUUUGUCUGAGGAGUAACCUAAACACAAAGGUCAUUUGAUGCCCGCAGAUAGAAAAUGAAAAGAAGAAAAGAAAGGAAAUACGGUUUUAGAUUCAUAGAUAGGGCCACGACCCAAAUCUAAAUCCUGGGGAGCACCUUAAUUUUAUGAUAAUUCUUUUACUUGGAAUCUCUUGUUUUCCUAUCUCAUUAUUUCUAUGUUUUGAACAACAGCAUUUGCCGUCUCUACGAAGGCUAGAUCUCAGCUACUCCAAAAGCCUGAUGCGAACACUAGAUUUCAAGGGGAUGCCAAAUUUGAAGUAUUUGAAUCUGCAAUGGUGUAGUAAUCUUGAAGAGGUUCACCAUUCCCUGGGGUAUUGUGGAAAACUAAGUGUGUUAAAUUUGUGGCAUUGUAAGAGUCUUAAGAGGUUUCCAUGUGUUAACGUGGAAUCUCUUGAAUAUCUGGAUAUACGUGGUUGCUCUAGUUUAGAGAAAUUUCCAGAAAUCCUUGGAAGAAUGAAGCCGGAGUUAAAGAUCAAGAUGAGAAACUCUGGAAUAAGGGUACUAGCAUCAUCUAUUCAGUACCUAACUCACAUUACCGAGCUAGAUUUGGGAGGUAUGAAAAACCUUGUAGCUCUUCCAAGCAACAUUGGCAUGUUGAAAAGCUUGGUGGAGCUAAAUGUGUCUCAUUGCUUAAAACUUGAAAUCUUGCCAGAAGAGAUAGGGGAUUUAGAAAGCUUGGUGGAGCUAGAUGUGUCAAAUUGCUCAAAACUUGAAAGCUUGCCAGAACAGAUAGGGGAUUUAGAAAUCUUGGAGACGCUUGAUGCCAGCUAUACUCUAAUAUCACAACCUCCGUCUUCCAUUGUCCGUUUGAACAAGCUUAAAUUCUUGACUUUUGCAAAACAAAAAUCACAAGUAGGCCUCAACGAUGGAGUGUACUUUGUGUUCCCUCAAAUGAAUGAGGGGUUGCACUCACUGGAACGUCUGGAUCUCAGUUACUGCAAUUUAAUAGACGGAGGACUUCUGGGAGACAUUGGAUGCUUAUCCUCUUUGAAAGAGUUGAAUCUCAGCGGAAAUAGUUUUGAGCCUUUGCCUCGAAGCAUAUCCCAACUUGGUGCUCUUCAAUCCUUGGACUUAUCGGAUUGCGAGAGGCUUAAAGAGUUACCGGAUAUCAUAGGGAUGCCAAAUUUGGAGACUUUGAAUCUGUCAAAUUGUAUGAAUCUUGAAGAGGUUCAUCAUUCCCUGGGAUUUCUCAAAAAGCUCUUGCGAUUAGAAUUGACUAAUUGUAAACGGCUUAAGAGGUUUCCAGCUCUGUGCAUCGAUUCCCUUGAAUAUCUGGAUCUGAAGGGGUGCUCUAGUUUAGAAAAUUUUCCAGAAAUCCUCGGAAGCAUGAAUUUGGAGUUAAAGAGUGGGAUAAGCCACCUAGAUUUGAGUGGUUUAGAAAACCUUGUAACACUUCCGAGCAGCAUUGGUAUAUGGAAAAGCUUGGUUGGUCUAGAUGUAUCGGGUUGCUCAAAACUUGAAAGCUUGCCAGAAGAUAUGGGGGAUUUAGAAAACUUGGAGCGGCUUGAUGCCAGCUGUACUGGCAAUCUCACAACUUCCAUCUUCCAUUGUCCGGUUGAACAAGCUUGAAUUCUUGAGUUUUGAGAAACAAAAAUCAGAAGUAGGCCUCGAAGAUGGAGUGUACUUUGUGUUCCCUCCAGUAUCUGACGGAUUACGCUUGUUGGAAAUUCUGAAUCUCAAUUACUGCAAUCUAAUAGAUGGAGGACUUCCAGUGGAC
This is a messenger RNA of Lycium ferocissimum, 5129 nucleotides long. RefSeq names its product TMV resistance protein N-like. The coding region runs from base 3518 to 4981 and encodes 487 amino acids. Gene Ontology annotation, molecular function: protein binding. NCBI's taxonomy places the organism in Eukaryota, Viridiplantae, Streptophyta, Magnoliopsida, Solanales, Solanaceae. The record is from RefSeq and is a predicted model, not a curated record. The transcript has a single exon.